GAGCGAAAAGCGAAAAAAGGAAAUCCCAUCAGCGCUGCUGGCGUCGAAGCCGACGCAGGCGACUCCACCCAAAAUUGUAUAUCAAUUUUGAAGGGUUUUCGAGUUUUCGCAGUGCCCGUAUGCGUACUUGACCCGAUGGUCCAUAGCCAAUAAUAUAAAACCAAUCCCAGCGAGAAUCGACGCCGCCAAGCAGCAACAAGGAAAAUGCGAGAAAAAUGUUUGGUUUAUGCGAAAAGUUGAUGACACAUUUUGCUGUCAUUUUGACCGCAUUUUUCCUCUCCCAGCCGCUGUUAUUGCUGUUGAUUUGCGGGCCGCAUGGCGGCAUUUCCCCCACUUCCUCGCCCAUGUUGGCGGAGGCCUCGGCGGCGGAUGAAGCCGUCGGAAAAUGGGCCACACAGUUUGGGGACGAACUGUUUCUGCUUGCCCAGAAGAUAACCAAGUCGCAGGAGAUCAAGGAGAAGUACAAGGAGUACAAUGCCCGAGUGGAGCUCAAGAACGGCACGGAGCUUAUCAAAUCGAUUACGGCCAAUGUGGGCAAGAUGCUGGCCAGAAAGAUGGACGCGGUGCGCUGUAUUCAGGAGCGGGCGGAGGCCGUCAACGAGAACUUUGAGUUCAACCGUACCUAUGCACUGCAGAACUACUCAUAUUACUCCAGCAAGUACUCCACCUUUAAUGGUAACAGUUCCGAGACUCUGGAGCCGAAUGAGGCCGAGUUCGCAUGGAUGUAUACACCCAUGGAACUUAAUCCGGACACGCACUUUUACAACACGCCGGUGGACACGGAGCACAGUUCGGUGCAUGUUCCAUCGAACGUUUGGGAUCGCUCGGAUCGAGUGCUGAAGACCAUCAUGUGGUCGGAGCAGCUGGACGAGGUGUUCCGGAGGAAUUACCAGUCUGAUCCGGCUUUGUCGUGGCAGUACUUCGGCUCGGAUACGGGCAUCCUGCGUCACUAUCCAGCAUCUCAGUGGACAGACAUAAGGCCGAAUCGCAUGGAUGCCGAUACCUACGAUUGUCGGAAGCGUUCGUGGUACAUUGAGACGGCCACAUGCUCUAAGGAUAUCGUCAUUCUGCUGGAUCACUCCGGAUCAAUGACGGGUUUUCGCCACCACGUGGGAAAAUUCACCAUCCGUAGCAUCUUGGACACUUUCUCAAACAACGACUUCUUUACCAUCUUCCGCUACUCGGCGGAGGUCGAGGACAUCAUCCCCUGUUUCAACGGAGCCCUCGUCCAGGCCACGCCCGAGAAUAUCGAGGUUUUCAAUGAGGCCAUUGCCAACCUGCCGGAUCCGGAGGGUUAUGCCAAUCUAACGUUGGCCUACGAAAAGGCCUUCCAGCUGCUGCACACCUACUUCGAGAGCCGGAACUGCAGUGCCAAUUCCACGUCCAGCUGUAACCAGGCCAUUAUGUUGGUCACCGAUGGCGUCGCCGGCAAUACAACCGAGGUCUUCCAGAAGUACAACUGGGGCAAUGGCGAGAACGGUACCUGGCACAUGAAUGUGCGCAUCUUUACCUAUCUACUGGGCAAGGAGGUGACCAAGGUGCGAGAGAUUCAAUGGAUGGCCUGCCUCAACAGGGGCUACUACUCGCACGUCCAGACCCUUGACGAGGUACACGAGGAGGUCCUCAAAUACGUGGAUGUCAUCGCAACACCUCUGGUCCUGCAGAACGUAGAGCAUCCGCCCACAUGGACUCACGCCUUUACGGAUAAGACGUAUGAUCCAAAAACCUCUGAUGAGAAAAGACCCCGCCUCAUGAUAGCUGUGGGCGUGCCGGCAUUCGAUCGAUUCUAUCGCCAUGAGAACAGCACCAACCGGAGGGCACGAAUGCUGGGCGUAGCUGGAACAGAUGUGCCCGUGGAAGAUAUAGACAAGCUGACAUUGCCCUACAAGCUUGGAGUCAAUGGCUACUCCUUUGUGGUAUCCAACAAUGGUUAUGUCCUGCUGCAUCCUGAUCUGCGACCCAUGGGGACAAAUGGCAGGAUGAAUCCGAACUACAACAGCAUCGAUUUCACCGAGGUUGAGCAUCUGUUCGAGGACCAAAAUCCCCGGGAGCCUGGCGAUACCAUCCUGAACAUACGCAGUGCCAUGGUGCAGAACAAGACCAAGCAAUUCACGGAUGUUUCUGUGAAAUUCCAUUACGACACAAUGCGUCGCGUCUCGGAGGAGAAGCAGGACUACUUCUUUGCUCCUCUGCCGAAUACUCCGUUCACCUUGGGCAUCGUUAUGCCAAGUGAGUAUGGCAAGACGUGGAUAAAGGUGGGCGAGGAGGUGUCCAAGAAUACGCACAUGAAGAUUAAUAUAUCGGAUUUCUUCAUCGGUGAAAACUGGAAAGUCCAUCCCGAUUGGGUCUAUUGCAAGUAUCACUAUCUGGAGGGACACGAGUUUAAAACACCCGAGGCAGAGUUGCGUGAAUUCCUGGGCAAGAUGGUGAAGAAGGAUUGGAAAUGGGCAGAACAGUAUGCAGAAGAUGAAUCCGAUCGGAAUAACAAGGAAAACCUGAACUGCGGCCGAAAGACACUAGGAGACGAUGCCUAUUACUGCAACACGGAGCUGGUGCAUCUGCUGGUCUUCGACGCCAAGGUGACCAACUCCAGCUACGGCGAGUGGAAAUUCGAGAACGAGGAGGAGCGUCAGCUGAUCCUGCGCUUUGGAGCUGACCUGCGCUUUGUGGCCACGAUGAGCGGUCUCACUCGUUGGCAGUUCAUCUUUGGGGAGGUGGAGGUGGACACGGAUCGUGAGUUCGGCGACUAUCACACCAAGGCCAUCGACGAGACCUGGUAUAAAAGCGCCAUCCUGCAGCAUCACGAGGACCGAACAGAGAGCUUCGUCUACUCCGUGAAGCACUACAACGAUCCAAUGGAGGACAGCGAAUUGAAAAUUACCGCCUCGCAUGCGAUCUUCCCGAGGGACGGUGGCAAGGAGGCACCUGCCUGCGUUGUAGGCUUUCAGUUCUCCCAUGCCCGCAUGUGGGAGCGGUUCUUCAACAUCACCGCCGAGGAUCAUUGCCACCGUUGCCUGCCCAUCUGUACGGACGACGACGUGGACUGUGUGGUCAUCGACAACAAUGCCUAUAUUGUGAUUGGCCAGAAUAUUAACACUACUGGUAAGUUCUUUGGCGAGUUCCACGGCGAUGUGAUGUCUGCAAUGGUGGAAAGGGGCAUCUUUCUGAGCAUCGCAGUCUACGAUUACCAGGAGCAGUGCAAGGAAGAGCCAAAGACGAACAGUGAUGCCCAUGGUCUACUGCAUCCCCUUCGAUUGUUAAGUCUUGGCUGGAAGUGGUUGGUCAGUCAUCUCUUCUUUCAGUAUCAAAGGAUUCAGUGGUGGGCGGAUGGAGCGCCAUUCAUGGAAUACACCGAUGAAAUCGAGGACGAGUACGUGGCCGUGGGCGACGGCGGCAAAGCUUCGGCUUCCAAGCCAAAGGAGGACAGCGAUGACGAGAAUGCUUUGUUUGACGAACCCGAACCGGAUCCCAUCUAUAAGCCCUGCGACAUGCGCUCCACGUUGUACGCCCUGGAGCCCAGUGCCUUGGUGGGCAUCAACGACUGGGUGGAGCCACCCUCGACCCGCCCCUUCUUGGUCAAGAAGAUACCCAACUCCAAUCUGCUGCUGGUGGUUGUCAAUGUCCUGAUGCCGUCGCGCAGUGUCCGCCUGACAACCGAGCCACAGCGCUUGGAAUACCCAACGGAGUUUCCCUGUUACAAGCUCAACAUGAGCUUCUACGAGCGGCGACGCAUCGCGGAGUGCUAUACGGAGGACGAUGAAGAGGAACUGUACACCUAUUGCGGCAAUGCCUCGCGGCUGGGUUUGACGCUUCAGCUGCUGCCGCUGACCAUGAUUUUGAUGUUUUACUUGACGCGCUACUUUAUGCGCUAAGGGAUAUAUACACAGGACUACUAUACAACUAUACUAUGUACUUACUACAUGCGACUACGAUCGGUUUGUUGUCCUUAUAUGAAUAUAAUUUAGUUUUCUAUAGAUGGUAAACUAUAUAAUGCCGUAGUCCAAAUACUUGUCGAAUGUUUAACAACAACGCAAACCAAACCAACACAGGCACAAUCUUCUUAACUAAAAAACCAAUUUUAGCAAGAACAACUUCAACUCUUAGACUUACAAACCGCGCCAAAAGUUACGAAACUGGUCUUACUUUAUACUUUAUAUUUUAUACACAAAUGUAGCGAAUUGAGAAAAGGCAAAGACCAAACCCCCCAAAAAGGAAGCCCUAGCUGAUCCUUCAACAGUUUCUCACGACUAUUAUAGAAUGCUACUUUUUGUUAUUUAUGUACUGCACAAGUGCAUACCUAACGCCUAUAGCUUAGACUCCAAGUUUCAUCGACAAUUUUGAUAGUUUAUUAUGGUACAACCAAAGCCAAAUAUUAAAAACAAAACAAAACAAGAAAGGAA
Molecule: messenger RNA, 4400 nt
Organism: Drosophila serrata
Lineage: Eukaryota; Metazoa; Arthropoda; Insecta; Diptera; Drosophilidae
Gene: Ca-Ma2d
Product: Ca[2+] channel Muscle-specific alpha2/delta subunit
Cellular component (GO): voltage-gated calcium channel complex
Molecular function (GO): voltage-gated calcium channel activity
Source: RefSeq, a predicted model, not a curated record